Molecule: messenger RNA, 3240 nt
Organism: Mycena citricolor
Lineage: Eukaryota; Fungi; Basidiomycota; Agaricomycetes; Agaricales; Mycenaceae
Source: the annotation of a GenBank genome assembly
GCUUCGCAUUUUGCAAGUUGCUCCUGACGCGGUCCCAUGCUACCCAGACUAUUUCGACAACACGCGCGUCGAAAGGUUCCUAGAAAUAUAUAUCGUGCCUACUCUACCAAACCGGGCUAUGAUCAAUCAGAUGAAAGCACUAGCCUGCCCCCAUUGCCUUUAUGGCGCCAAUACUUCCCCGCCACGUCGAGGGCGUUCCAAUUCCGCGUCUGCCUCGCCAAUCCCAAGACUGCUGCUCACUUGGCCGAAGCGUUCGUGCCCGCCCACUCUCGAGACAAGAUCAUCAUCGAAGCAUUCCCUGGACCGGGAACUUUGACGCGCGCCCUUCUCGCUCUUCCUCGGGCAAGGAUCAAGAGGAUUAUCGUGUUGGAAAAUGCGGACAUGUAUCUCAAAUAUCUGCAACCUCUCGAGGAAGUGGAUGAUCGAAUCAAGGUGUACCCACUAUCCGGAGAACUCUGGUCAUCGUAUUCUGCGAUUGAAGAGAUGGGGGUACUCCAAGACGUCCCGAUUGUUCCAUGGGAUCAAGGAGUUCAUCCCCAGCUGCAAUUUGUCUCGCAUCUGACCUCAAACGUCGCGGGAGAGCAGCUCAUCUCCCAGCUUCUCCGCAACAUACCAGAAAAGCACUGGCUGUUCCGGUACGGGCGCGUGCCAAUGAGCCUUCUUAUGAACGAAUACAUCUGGAACCGGAUGCUAGGAACUAAGGCAAGCAUACGCUGCAAACUGAGCAUGAUUGCAGCAGCCACAUCGCUCAGCUCAAUGGCCGUCAAAGCCGACAUCCUGAAGCCGUACGGAGAUCACUUCCAUCCUACAAACCGAGCCUCGUCGGUCCUGAAGAAGGACACGAAAGCGAACCUCAUGCGGCCCGGCAGUCCCUUCGUCGGCAUCAACAUCGUCCCCAACGAAGAGCAGGUUCGUGCGCUGGUGAAUGCCGAGCUGGGUGAUGUUGAGAGCAGCGUUAGGUCAUCAAGCCGGGUCUGAUGAAUGCGUGGGACUAUUGUUUGCGGCACUUGUAUGUCCAGCGGGCGACGCCAUUGGAAAAAGCGAUAGGAUAUCUCGCGCCCGGAGCCAAGUCCCUCUAAAAUCAAUAACCUCUCCCGACUUGAGCGUGCGCGUGGAUCCAAAAACGGCUGUGCGGGAUUUGACUGUGCAGGAAUGGGAGGUGCUUGUAAAUGCCUUCAAUCAAUGGCCGUUUGCACCUGAAGAUCUUUCAGUUACAGAUGCACUCGGACUCGACGAAGAGAGGGGAGGAUAGACGUAAUCAGAUCUGUUUUAUUCAUCGGUCAAUUCUUCGCGCACAUGCAUCACAUCGCGGACGUACUGGUUCCACCUGUGUUUCUAGCGGUUGCGUUUCUUCCCACUCUUCUGGCAACUCCGUCUGGCUGUCGACCGUCGUGACAUCUGACAUUGUGAUGUCGCUUUCGGUCACCUGGCUGGACACUGGUAAUCGGCUCUUUUUCGCAGAACUUCCCAUCAUGCUGAACAGCGUCGCCUGUUUGGGUCCAUCUUUCUUGUCUUUCGGCGGCCCUGGAAACAUCUCAAUGAUCGAUCCUCUGAAUGGAUAGCAAACUCACGCUUUGUCCGCGGUGCAUCUUCCGCGGCAUCUACUUUCUCAAAGAAGCUCUCGCUCUUGCGUAUCGUCUUGGCGGCUUCGCCCUUUCGCGCAAACGGAUUCCGGCCAUCCUCUUGCCCCGAUUUUCGGGCGAAUGGAUUCGUUUCUGCUCAAACAGGUCAGCGGAAUACCAGCACAAUUGUCGUAACAACGCACUCUGUUUGGGAGGCGGAGCGAUGAAAUCGGUGGAAGCGGAGCUCUCCUCCUCAUUCUCAUCUCUCUUGCGCUUGGUUUCGGGUGGCGGAAUGGCGGGAGGCGGCAUCCGCGGCUCUGAGCUUGACGGGUAGCGUGUCGUUUCGACCGCCACUGUAGCCGGUGCCAGCCCGGGUCGAGGUACAGUCGGAGGCGGCCCAAAGUCUUGGAACGCCUUAGGCCGCGGGGGAUCGCUCUCUGCUUUUGGGGCGAGAUAGUAGGGCACCGGGUCAGGCCGCGUCCACUGUCUGCGUUUCUCCCGAGCGAGAACGAGGCGAUCUUCACUCUGCUCGCGGGCGGUCUUGAGCACACGGACUUUCUCUAUCAUAGCUGUGAAGCGGUAGAACUCAGCCACCUUGAUCACCAUGUCGAGGAAACGAGGGUUUUGAAUCAACUUGGCUAGUUCGAUCGCCCGAGGGACCUGAUUGAGCUUGCAGGCAUUUUGGAUCAGCAGCACCAGCUGUUUGUCCAUGGCCUGCUCCCUCUUGGUGAUAUCCUCGCUCGUCAAUUCUUCGUCCAACGCGUCUCUCUUCAGCUCGAUCAUGAGCGCGUCCAUUUCCAAUCGCUCGUCGGCCGGGUCCUGGCUUCUGAAGGGCAUCUGCAUUGGUAUAUCCUGGAACGGUGGCAGAGGAUACCCAAGCGUUUUUGACCCCUAGACUGAAAUCAGAUGGUUCCAGACGGAGCCAAGAGAGAGCGUACACCGAGAAGGAAACACAUGAAUGUCGUGCCGUAGACAGCAAUCGGCCAAUAUGUGCCCUUGAAUUCAGUGCUCGCGAUCUUCGUGUCCAUCACCCUGACCCAGGAUGCAUGAUGAGGUAUUCGGUGCUUCAUCAGCACAUGGAGCCGCCCCGUCGUAUCGAACAUGGAAGGCGCCUGGCAAAAAACUUGAGCUCGAUUAUCAGAACGAGUCAAAUUGACGCACCCCUUCCUCGCUCACGCCAACCCAGGUUAAUUGGUGCCCUUUCGGAAUCGGAAGAAAGUCGCGCUGGCGCACACUGAAAUCCUCAAAGUUGAACAGCGAGUAAGACAGAUUCUGAGAACCUGUAUCCAAGCAUCAGCUCGACUGCAGCCCUCUCGAUCCGAAGACAGACCAUCGAUAGUCGUCGAGCCAGCUCGAUGCACAACAAACACCCAUUCGUCACCCGCGACCAUGGCCACAAAGUCACCACCCAGUCCAAGUACACGCCUUUCCCGGCCAGUGCCGCUCAAAAACGUCAGGUCGCCCUCAGACGUGGCGACAACGACAUUGCCAAAGCCAUUCAGGUCCGUCUCAUCCAUAUCAUCUGAUCCGGUCGUGGGCGGGACGCCUCCAGCCGCGAUGCCGAGAACCCUGGUCUGAGGACGGAGGCUGUAUGUCCAUUGAAUUUGGGUGCUUGGAUGGAACGGCCGGUAAUGGACUUGUGCGGGACUGCUUUCUGACUCUGAACAACCCAAUAGAG